Epinephelus moara (kelp grouper) is the source of this 1847-nucleotide messenger RNA. It is a transcript of the gene hoxb5a, whose product is annotated as homeobox B5a. Gene Ontology annotation, cellular component: nucleus. The coding region runs from base 191 to 1147 and encodes 318 amino acids. The record is from RefSeq and is a predicted model, not a curated record. Gene Ontology annotation, biological process: regulation of transcription by RNA polymerase II; anterior/posterior pattern specification. Gene Ontology annotation, molecular function: DNA-binding transcription factor activity, RNA polymerase II-specific; RNA polymerase II cis-regulatory region sequence-specific DNA binding. NCBI's taxonomy places the organism in Eukaryota, Metazoa, Chordata, Actinopteri, Perciformes, Serranidae. The transcript is spliced from 2 exons.
ACACACCACCCCACCCCCAUAUUUGGACGGCGCAUACAUAGCUAAAAACGAAGUACAGUGCAACGCCAUAAUUCACUAAUACAUCAUAAAUCGUUGAAAGUACCCGCGAUAUAACGACCAAGCUAAAUCUAACAAAUCAAGCGCCCCUUAGUACUCAGCUGUAAGCCUGCAACUCUCUAAAACAACCUAAAUGAGCUCUUACUUUGUAAACUCGUUCUCGGGGCGCUACCCAAAUGGCCCCGACUAUCAACUGCUAAAUUAUGGAGCCGGCAGCGGCGCAAUGAACGGCGGGACGUACAGGGACUCUUCCUCCGCCAACAUGCACCAUGCGACGGGCUCUUACGGCUACAGCUACAAUGGCAUGGACCUGACCGUCACCAACCGGGGAGGGGGGAGCAGCAACGCCGCCAACACCGGAGGACACUUCGGGGGCGGCUCGGUGGUCGGGGACUCCCGGGGCUUCGGCUCCCCUGCCUCGGAGACGGGCUUCAGACAGCAGUCCAGCUGCUCCCUCGCCUCUGCGGCAGACUCCCUCCUGUCAACCGGUAGUGGAGACACCAAACUGGGCGCCCAGAGCUCGUCUCCUCGCUCGGAGCAACCAGGAAGCGGCAAUCUCAGCUCUCCUAACCUGUCCUCCGCCUCCACCGGCGGUGGUGGCGGCGGUGGCGGCACGGCGCAGCGCUUCACGGAGCUGGACGACGCGUCGCCAGAGACCGAGGAGUUGCAGCACAACCGGGACGCCGGCCACGGAAGCAACCCACCGCCCAGGACCGGGCACCCACAGCCUGUGCAGAGGCAAGAGGGCGGCCCGGCGGGAUCAGCCGCUGGCAACACGACGGGCAGCGAGACUCAGCCACCACAGAUAUUCCCCUGGAUGAGAAAGCUGCACAUUAGCCAUGAUAUGACAGGCCCGGACGGGAAACGGGCUCGGACUGCGUACACCCGCUACCAGACGCUUGAGCUGGAGAAGGAGUUCCACUUCAACCGGUACCUCACGCGGCGGCGACGUAUAGAGAUCGCGCACGCGCUCUGCCUCACGGAGCGGCAGAUCAAGAUCUGGUUCCAAAACCGGAGGAUGAAGUGGAAGAAAGACAACAAACUGAAAAGCAUGAGCCUCGCCACCGCCGGCAGCGCCUUCCAACCCUAGAAAUUAAAAAAAGAAAACCCAUGCGUCCAUCUAUGUGGAAAGGUUACUACCAUGUACAGGCUUCCCAGGAGGGAAAAGAGAGACAAAACAAUAGAAAAAAGGAAAACUUGAAGAAAAACAUAGAAAACAACAGAGGAAACCAGCAGAGAGUGGAGCAAAAGAAGACGGUGAUGAAGAAACAUGUGUACAAACAGAUUCCAAAUCUAGAUUUUAAAAACACUUCCUAUUAUCAACUGAGUACUGGACAGCAGCGCAGCACUUUUUAUUUGUUUGGCAUGUUGGUCUUUGGUGUUUUAGGGCAACGUAAAAAAAAUAAUGACUGUGGUACUUGCUCUUGUAAAAAAAAAACAACAUAAACGUAGUGUUCCUGUAUGUUGUCGUCGUUUUUAAAAAUCUGUCCGGAGCAGAGGAGUCGAGAGAUGGAAGGAUGGAUAAUGCUACCUAACUAUGUUUCUACUUACGUCCUACCUUACAACCUCGCUACCUAUCUGUUGUGUAAUGUCUGAAUAUCGUUUUAUGUGUCAAGUGCGAUGUUUUAUAAUUGACAAAGUGCUUUCUAGAAAUGUUAGCAUGUGAGCUCUUAUUGUAAGUUGUUUACAGCCAAUAACGUGUGUAUAGCCUAAUAGUUCGAGUCCCCCCUUGUCAGUUACCUGCUCCCGUGUGUGUGUGUGUGUGUGUGUGUGUGUGUGUGUGUGUGUGU